AUGAGAACUAGGAGCGGAACCGACACUCACGAGGAUAACGCCACCUCGCGAGAGAAAGAGCUCGAGUUCGACUUCGACCACUCUCAGAUUCGGGAUCCGCGAGCAACGCCGGGUCGCGUCAAGCGUCCCCGGUAUGAGGAGCGCGAACUCAGUGAGGAGUUCCUAUCAAAGUUCCACAUCCCCAACCCUAGAGACAAGCAUACAGACCCGUUGUAUUCUUUCUACGAUCUACAUCGAUGUCACCUUGCAAAGCGGAUGAAGCCAGUGGCUUACAACAAGAAGUCCAUGGUCAAUGGCAUGGAGCGCCAUCUCAAGAAAGCAGAAGAGGAGAGAAAGAAAAUGUACGAUAUCUUCUUUGUCGAUGGGAAGGGUCCUGAAGGUGAAGAGGGCAGUACGUAGGUCAUGGAUCAGAUCAAAGAUCAGGUCUCCAAGGAUCUCGGGGUCCCUUAGCACCAGAUCGAUUCCAAGCAGCUGAAGAAAUGGGAAGAUCAGGGGUUCUCCAAGGUAGACGCGGAUAAAUGGUGGCAUCGGCCAAAUCAAGUUGAGCGCGAUCGAUUCAUCAAGAUGCUAGGCGGAGCAUCUUUUCGGAAGGAUCUCUAUCCGUAGGGUGGAUUCAGAUCCUAAAGUGUCUUAUCUCGCGCAAUCAGAUUUAGUAUCGCAAUUCCAGUAUAGCUUUGUUUAUCAUUCCUCCACCUAGGGGUCACAGAUUGCUUGCUAGUGAAAUAGAUGGUGCAAAG
Molecule: messenger RNA, 737 nt
Organism: Fusarium redolens
Lineage: Eukaryota; Fungi; Ascomycota; Sordariomycetes; Hypocreales; Nectriaceae
Exons: 3
Coding region: 1-399 (132 amino acids)
Source: RefSeq, a predicted model, not a curated record